Messenger RNA from Gadus chalcogrammus (walleye pollock), 3831 nucleotides. It is a transcript of the gene slc6a7, whose product is annotated as solute carrier family 6 member 7. Gene Ontology annotation, biological process: sodium ion transmembrane transport. Lineage: Eukaryota; Metazoa; Chordata; Actinopteri; Gadiformes; Gadidae. The transcript has 14 exons. The record is from RefSeq and is a predicted model, not a curated record. Gene Ontology annotation, cellular component: membrane. The coding region runs from base 902 to 2764 and encodes 620 amino acids. Gene Ontology annotation, molecular function: L-proline transmembrane transporter activity.
GAAGAAAUGAAGAGCGAAGAGCCAAAAGCGGCACCUGGAAACACCAUCUUGGCAAAACCAACCACAACACAGCAGGUGAGAACGGAGGUGAAACCGUUUUUAACCUUAAUCUGGUCGGUAAUCAACGGCAUCGUAGUGUAAACUGAAAUGGGUCGAUGUGUAACUCAAUUAUAGCGCCGAGAGCUUUUUUGCCUGGGUAUAACGAAUAAGCUAUGUUUACCAAGUCAAACAGGAUAAAGUUCAGCUGUAGGGAAGCUGCAACCGGUCGAACAACAUUUCUGCCCCCUGCGUACGCAAGUGAUGGUUUAUACCACAAUAACUUAUGAGGGUGUUCUCUCUGUUUUUUGAACGGGGAUUUGGUUGCAACAACAAAUCCAAACACGUAUCUAAAUAAAUUAUAUGGGACUGAAGGUGAUUUUCUUACCUUGAAAAUGUUAGCAAUUAUUUUUCAGGUCCGUAUUACACAUAAGUGGUUGGAUAUGAAUUUGGAGGUAUUAAUUGUACACAACCAUUGUGGCCAUUGCCUUGAAAGCAUGGGCUACUCCUUUCCCCUAAUGAUAAAGUUGAAAUGAAAAGGGAAGUUUGCCCUAGUAGGUCAUUAAAACUGGUGCAACCAGUCCUAGUUUGCAUGACUUCAUAUUGAUUCAAACAACUUCUAGAAUAAUUGAUGUAGAAGAAUGCAAGUAAAUUGGUUAUAGUUUGGAGAGGUUAACUUUAAACAUAGCCCGCCUAACUCAAUUGAUGCAUGAAUCAUACAGGAGACUGUCUGCAUUUUGCAGCAACUUCCUCAGUGGGGUAAGCCUACAUGAUAGCCCGUCGACUACUUCUUUCUAUAGAGAUACAUUUCACACAGGAAGGAUAACCGGCCGACGGUUUCAUAAACGCUUUUCAUGAGAAUGCAAUGGAGGUAAAUGGACCCACUAAGAAUAAUGUCGCCAGCCCAACACCACAGUCCCAAUCUGAAGCACAGCCCCCUGCCCCCGUAUCGGACCCACACAUCCCACGAGAGCAGUGGGGUGGCAAGUAUGAGUUCCUGCUGUCCUGUAUUGGAUAUUGCGUCGGCCUUGGCAACGUGUGGCGGUUCCCCUACCUCUGCUACCGCAAUGGAGGAGGUGUGUUCCUCAUACCCUACUUCAUAAUGCUGUUCUUCACUGGUGUCCCCCUGUUCCUCAUGGAGCUGAGUCUGGGCCAGUAUGGAGCCGCUGGCCCCAUCACUGUAUGGAAGUGUUGCCCUCUCCUUAAAGGUAUUGGCAUCGGGAUGCUGUGCGUGUCCACGCUGGUGUGCCUCUACUACAACGUGAUCAUCGCCUGGACCUUCUACUACCUGGGCAGCUCCUUCCAGAGCCCCCUGCCCUGGUCCUGCGAGGCCCCCGCCAAUGCGGCCCUCUGUGCCAACAUCAGCUCGGGCAACGGGUCCUUUCAGAGCCCUUCAGAGGUCUUCUGGAAUGAGAAGGUGCUUGGUGUAGUGCACAGCAAGGGCCUCCACGACCCGGGGCCGGUGCGAUGGCCUCUGGCCCUCUGCCUGCUGGCUGCGUGGAUCAUCAUCUUCCUCUGCAUGCUGAAGGGCAUCCGCAGCUCCGGGAAGGUGGUUUAUGUCACCGCUACGUUUCCCUACUUCGUGCUGCUCGUGCUGAUUAUCAAGGGCGCCACGCUGGAAGGAUCGCUCCAAGGGGUGGCCUUCUACCUCACCCCUGACUGGAGCCGUCUAGCCAGUGCACAGGUGUGGAACGACGCAGCCUCCCAGGUCUUCUACUCUCUGGGUAUCGGGGUGGGGGGCCUGCUGUCAAUGGCGUCAUACAAUAAAUUUGACAACAACGUCAUCAGGGACACGUUGAUAAUAGUCGUCGGGAACUGUAGCACCAGUUUCUUCGCCGGCUUCGCAAUCUUCUCCAUCCUGGGUCACAUGGCCUGGAGAAAGGGCGUUCCCGUGGGCGAAGUGGCAGACACAGGUCCUGGUUUGGCAUUUGUUGCUUACCCAGAGGCCCUGGCUCUCCUGCCUGGUUCCGUAUUCUGGUCAAUCCUCUUCUUCCUCAUGCUCUUCAUGCUGGGCAUCGACACAUUAUUUGGGAACAUGGAGGGCAUUACGACCGCAGUGUUGGACGAGUUUCCUCAGCUGAGACAAAACAUGAUGCACAAGACCCUGUUCUUGGCGGCUCUGUGCUUUGCCUUCUACCUGAUGGGUCUCCUGCUCAUCAGCGAUGGCGGCAUUUACUGGUUCACCCUCAUUGACUCCUUCAGCACUAGUUUCGGCCUGAUAAUCAUCGCCCUCUUCAUGUGCAUCGGCAUCUCCUUCUUCUAUGGAGUGAACCAGUUUUGCCAGGACAUCAUCGAUAUGAUCUGCCACUGUCCCCCAUGGUGUACCAAGUUUCUUUUCUUCUUCAAAGCGUGUUGGGUAUUCAUCACUCCCUUCCUUCUCCUGUUCAUCCUGACCUACAUCUUCUUUGAGAUGUACAACACGUCGCUCCAAUACGGCUCCUACGUGUAUCCCUUCUGGGGCAAGGCGCUCGGCGUGUGCAUCGGCAUGGCCUGCUGCAUGCAGAUCCCUAUCUGGGCCGGGGUGGCCAUCUUCAAGGAGUCGGGAACCCUCAAAGACCGCUUCCAGAAGGCCAUUCGGCCUCUAAACUCCUGGCGGGCCAACACCCUGAGCAGCUCGGGUCAGACGGAGGAGCAGGCGGAGCCAGAACGGGUCGAUGGCCCCUACACCGUCAACCUCACCAGCAUGGACUUCAACGCCAUGACCUGGCAGUCAGACAGCAACGCAUGAUGGAUCUAAGGGACAGCCAUGUUGCCAUGACAAUAAGUGGGGGGGUUCCUACCCUAAUGGUUCCCGCUCGGUUCUGGAGAUUGUGAUGCAAACCAAUGUUUUGUCCUGCAGGGAAGUGUAGAAUGGACUAGUCGUUUUAUUUAUACUUCUACGAUAUUUCAAUGUACUGUAUGUUUUUUUUAAAAAAUGUUUUUAUAUCUAAAAAGGGUUUGGCCCUAUGUUAUUGGUCGAUAGAUUUACUGUUUGGUUGAUAUUCAAUACAUCUAUUGAUUAACUUAUUGUUGAUAGUAUUUUAUUAGUAUUUUUUUCCAAGGACAGAGGCAUACAGUGGGCAGUCCACCGUCAUUCAUGGUGUAUACAAAGAGGCCAAGCAGUGAUUGUUGAGUUGAGGUUGCAUCUUCUACAGACUCCGUGAGGUUGCAGCUAUUCAUAAAAUGAUAUUUUGAUGUUGGUGACAUGAAAUUACUGAAGCCAACCAUGGUUACUUUGGGCUUUACCUCAAUAAUGGAUGAUAUACUUGCUUUUCGAAAUAAAGAGUUUUCAGAUAUUUUAAUUUUCAACAAUAACAAUUGUUUUAGUCAUACGCCCCACUCGAGUCUCCCAGAGCUUGCUGCUAAUGCUUGUAUUUUCUUAUUAUUUGUAAUCUCCAAUAGUCUAUUGGCGCUGUUAAAAAACUGUUGUUUAACAAAGGCUGCCCUCUACCGGAAAAAAACGGGUAGGAUUAUUAUUGACGAUGAAUCCAAAUAAAUAUAAUAACGGAUCCAUAUUUAAUCGUGUAUACGUCUAUGGUUUAGAUGUCAAACUAGACACCUUAUGAAGUUUCCUCCUUUAUUUGUUGUACCUCGAGUUGGCGGGAUAUAUACUUCAGACGGAUGUUGCGUUAACUUUUCCCGCGUUUUUGAGUCGUCGGUACGCUCGUUUACAUACAAUUUGGAGAUAUGUCACCUGACCCAGUGAACAAAUGUUAGCUAACUCCUAUUUCACCAUCCAAAAUCAUAAUUAACGGUAAUUUGACGCUAUGACGAUGUAACUUGAAUUUAACGUGAUCCUGUUGGUUGCCAAUACAU